AUGGACAACCACCCAGUGCACCGUUUCGACUGUGAAACCACCACCAUCGAAACCUUUUUCUGCAAGGACUGCAAUUUCCGCACACACCUCACCCUUCUUUUCAAGAGACACCUAAAGGAGCCCCAUUUCAAGCACCCAAACGAAGACCUAGCCUACACCAUCCACCAAUACGUUUGUAAAAAAUGUGGCUUCGAAACCCACUUUUCCAUGAAAUGGCUCCAACACAUCACCACCUGUCUAAACACCGAGAAACCCCCCCCGAGAAAGAAAACCGUCCUCAAAUGGUACAACUGCGCCCAAUGUGGCCACUCUUACAAACAAAAACGCUCCUUAAUGAGCCACCAAACCGAAAAACACUCCUCAAUUCGGAACAUUAAAUGGUACAAAUGUGAGUUGUGUCCGUUCACGACUAAACAAAACUCGCAUUUGAAGAGCCACCAGAACGCGCGACACUCAAACGAGCAGGACAUCAAGUGGUACAAAUGUGACAAGUGUCCGUACAAAGCUAAACAAAAUUCGAAUUUGAAACAGCACGUCAAGGCGCACCAUUUGCUCGAAGAGGAAGUCAAGUGGUACAAGUGUGAUCAGUGUGAGUACAGGAGCAGGUACAAGGCACACUUGAAGCGCCACGUUGUUAAACAUUCAGGCGAAGCGGCGGUUAAGUGGUUUAAAUGUGAUCAGUGUCCGUACGAAAGCAAGUUCAGUUUUCACUUGAAAACGCACAUCACGGCGCGGCAUUUGGACGAGAAGGAUAUUAAAUGGUAUAGGUGUGACAAGUGUCCAUACAGGGCUAAGCAGAAGUCGCAUUUGAACAGUCACGUGGCGAGGAGGCACUUGUACGAGGAGGACAUUAAGUGGUACUGUUGUGACAAGUGUUCGUACAAAAGUAAGGAGAGUUGGCAUUUAAGAAGACACAUGAGUGCUCGGCACUAG
Molecule: messenger RNA, 933 nt
Organism: Zophobas morio
Lineage: Eukaryota; Metazoa; Arthropoda; Insecta; Coleoptera; Tenebrionidae
Product: zinc finger protein 492-like
Exons: 1
Coding region: 1-933 (310 amino acids)
Biological process (GO): regulation of transcription by RNA polymerase II
Molecular function (GO): DNA-binding transcription factor activity, RNA polymerase II-specific; RNA polymerase II transcription regulatory region sequence-specific DNA binding
Source: RefSeq, a predicted model, not a curated record